AGCGUGCACGCUGAUGAAUGCAGGAGCAGGGAGGGAGGCAGGGAAGGGCUCCUGAAUGCGCCUCCUGCUGCGUCGCUCAGUCUACGUGCACGUCCUCGACAAAUAAAGAAAGGAGGAAAAGAAGGAGCCAGAGACAGAGAGGUAAACGCACCAUCCUCUUCUUCCUCAUCUGCUGCAUCUUCAUCGCCACAUCCCCCUCCCCUCCUUCUCCUCUUCCUCCUACUCUCAGUGAAGGCAUGGCCAGUCAUCACAGCCACAAAGGAGACGGAGUGAUGAGGAGACCUUGACAGAAGGAGGCUGCAGACUUCCAGAGAGGAAGAGGAUAGGAGGAAGAAGAGAUCGACAAGGCUGCUUCCACAUUUCAAACAUGACUCUGGAGGACGCUGUGUGAAACAUCGUUUGGUGUGAAGAGUCCUCAGCAUCAGGACCAGCAGCAGAUUGAGGACGGGCCACAUCGAAGCUACAGCCAGCCUCCAGAUAAAACCAGUCAGAGAGCUGGGACCAGUUUGGCCCUGAUAUUCUGGGAACAGCACAUCCUCAGAUGGAGGCUAAUGUGGCUGAAAAACGUCAUCGUACUCGGUCCAAAGGAGUCAGAGCCGCUGUAGAAGUAGUAACACAGGAGUUGUUCAGCUGUCCCACCCCUGGAUGUGACGGCAGCGGCCAUGUCAGUGGGAAGUACGCCAGACACCGCAGCAUCUACGGCUGUCCACUGGCCAAGAAGAGGAAGACUCUGGACAAACAAACUCCGGAACCGGCUGCUAAGAGAAGGCCCUUCAUCACCCCCUGCCUGGGAGAGGAGGAGGAGGUAACAGGAGCCUUCAGCAGUUAUCAGAAUGAAACCAUGGAGGUAGGAUGGGAGAGGAAGGAGCAGGGGGAGGAGGACGAGGAAGAAGGUGAGGUGGAGGAAGAGUUCUCUGAGGACAAUGAGGAGCAAGGAGAGGAGGAGGAGGAAGAAGAGGAAGGAAUGGCAGUGGUGAGAGCAGAUACAAGAGGAGGAGACGAGCAGACAGAGGAAGAGGAGGAGGAGGAGGAGGAAGAGGAAGAGGAGGAGGAGGAGGGGAUGGAUGAGGAUGAUGGUGAUGAUGAGGAAGAGCCAGAGGAUGAAGCAGAGGAAGAAGAGGAGGAGGGAGAACAGAAUUUGCUUCAGGAAAACCAGUACAAACCCAGCGGACAGUCAAAGCUCAGUCCAAUCCAGAAGGACAACAACAACAACAGCUGCACCAUGGGAAAUGCCCCCAGGGAAGAAUAUGAGAACUACGACGAGCUUGUCGCCAAGUCGCUGCUCAAUCUCGGUAAGAUCGCAGAAGACGCUGCCUACCAGGCCAUGACCGAGUCCGAGAUGAACAGCAACUCGUCCAACAGCGGCGGGGAAGAGGACGAUGAUGAUGAGGAUGAUGGCAGUGAGCAGGACGAUAGGCAUGGUGAUCUGAGCGUAGACCUGGACAGCGAUGUGGUCAGGGAGACUGUGGACUCUCUGAAGCUCCUGGCUCAGGGUCACGGCACCAUGCUGCCUGAAGACGGAUACCUAGAAAGCGCUGUGAUGAAUGAUGGGCGGGGGCAUGGGGUCAGGGGUCAGACAGAGGGCGGUGGGGAGGAAGUGUGUCUCAAUAGUCUGGAGUGUCUGAGGAACCAGUGCUUUGAUCUGGCCCGUAAGUUGAGUGAGAUGCCACCAUCAGACCGACCCAUCCUGCACAGUAGUUACGUCCAACAAGCAGUGGACCAGCACGUGCUGCAACACCUGAACAGGUACGACACCUAUCCACAAGAAGUUCAGGAAGACGCCAGACCACUGGAGCGUAGCUACUCUGAGAUGUUGAACCUGAUGAAGCUGGAAGAGCAACUGAGUCCAGCAUCCAGAGGCUACAGCUACAGUCAGGAGGGCGACGAGGACACCACAUCCGUGGCCUCAGACCGCUCCGAUGACACAUUCGACAUGGCCAAGGGAAACCUGUCGCUGCUGGAGAAGGCCAUCGCCCUGGAAUCUGAGAGAGCAAAGGUGAUGCGGGACCGGAUGAUCUCAGAACAUACAAUGCCCCGUCGGGAUCAGCACCAUCACCGCAUCCAUGGGGAGCACAGCCCCAGGCAUAGCACCGCUGCUGAGGAACGCAAGUCCAGGAUGCACCCGGAUGGGCUGAAGAGGGCCUACUACCCUAAAGAUUCUUCCAGAGGAGAGAAGAAGGAGAGCAAAUGUCCGACACCGGGUUGUGAUGGUACCGGUCAUGUGACGGGUCUGUACCCCCACCACCGCAGCCUGUCCGGGUGUCCCCACAAAGACCGGGUCCCACCUGAAAUUCUUGCCAUGUAUGAAAAUGUGUUAAAGUGUCCGACUCCUGGCUGCUCUGGACGGGGGCAUGUCAAUAGCAACAGGAAUUCUCAUCGCAGUUUGUCCGGAUGUCCGAUAGCAGCUGCAGAAAAGAUGGCAAAGGUCCAUGAAAAGACUCACUCAUCUGAUGGUGGCAGUAAGACCAAUCAGACGUCAGACCGAGUCCUGAGGCCGAUGUGUUUCGUCAAGCAGCUGGAGAUUCCGCAGUAUGGCUACAAAAACAACGUUCCCACCAGCACACCUCGUUCCAAUUUGACCAAGGAGCUGGAGAAAUACUCCAAGACCAGCUAUGACUACACCGGCUAUGACGGACAGCAUGCCAGCUACGGAAAGAGAGGCCCCACAUCCAAAUCCCACCACGGACGGGACACAUCUCCAAAGGGAUAUGAGGCAAAUCGUUACUGUAAGAGUCCGGCCAGCAGCACCACCAGCUACGCUCCGAGCAGCAGCAGCAGCCUGAGCUGUGGAGGAGGAGGUGGAGGAGGAGGUGGAGGAGGAAGCAGCGCCAGCAGCACCUGCAGCAAGAGCAGCUUUGACUACACCCACGACAUGGAGGCCGCCCACAUGGCGGCCACCGCCAUCCUCAACCUGUCCACGCGGUGCCGGGAGCUCCCGCACGCUCUGGGAGGGAAACCCCACGACCUGCUGACUCAGAGUCCGGUCGGUGACCUGGAUGAUAAUGGGCCGAUAGAUGUGGGCGGUCAGCCCGGAGGUCCAGAGGGCAGCGGGACGGUGUUGACCCCCUUGCAGCCGAUGUCCCCACAGCGUCAGGCACUGCUCAGCAGCCGCUGCUUUCAGCUGGGUGACGCCGACUGCUGGGAUCUGCCGGUGGACUAUACCAAGAUGAAACGUCUGGGAGAAGAUCAGGAGCACAAAGAGCCGAGAGAUGAUCUGGAUCCAUUCCAGGAGCUGCUGGACGAGCAGCACUUCCCCGCUGAGGUGACGGUUCCCAGCCCCAAACACCACAAAUACCCCCCGUGCAAGGAUGGCAAGAAGGAGCUGAUCACUCUGUCAAGCUGUCAACUGGCCGAUAAGAACAUUCGUAGUUUGAUGACGUCCAACUCACAGGAACUAAAGUGUCCAACACCAGGCUGUGACGGGUCGGGGCACAUUACGGGAAAUUAUGCUUCCCACAGGAGUCUGUCUGGAUGUCCUCGAGCCAAGAAGAGCAGCGUAAAGAUCCUCCACAGCAAAGAGGAGAAGGACGAGCAGGAGCCGAUCAAGUGUCCAGUCCCAGGUUGUGAUGGACAGGGUCAUGUGACGGGAAAGUAUGCUUCUCAUCGCAGUGCAUCAGGCUGCCCCCUGGCGGCCAAGAGGCAGAAAGACAGCUACAUAAAUGGAUCGCAGUUUGUGUGGAAGUCUGGGAAAACGGAUGGGAUGAGCUGUCCAACUCCAGGCUGCGACGGCUCCGGACACGUCAGCGGGAGCUUCCUGACCCACCGCAGUCUCUCCGGUUGUCCCCGCACAACCUCGGCAAUGAAGAAGGCCAGGAUGAGCAGCGUGGACAUGUUGACAAUCAAACAAAGAGCAAGCAAGGGAAUUGAAAAUGAUGAAGAAAUAAAACAGCUGGAUGAAGAAAUCAAAGAUCUGAGUGAGUCCAACAAUCAAGUGGAGUCAGAUAUGAUCAAACUGAGGACUCAGAUCACCACCAUGGAGACCAGCCUGAAGUCCAUCGAGGAGGAGAACAAAGUGAUCGAACAGCAGAACGACUCGCUGCUGCAUGAACUCGCCAACCUCAGCCAGUCACUCAUCAACAGCCUGGCCAACAUCCAGCUGCCACACAUGAGACCGCUGCCACAGAAAGAGACCCCAGUAAAGCUUAACUGCAGUUUACAGAUGCUUCCCAGAGAACCAAUGAACGAGCAGAACUUUGACACAUAUGUGAGCACUCUGACAGACAUGUACACCCACCAGGACCAGUACCAGAGCCCGGAGAACAAGGCACUGCUAGAGAACAUCCGACAGGCUGUUCAGGGCAUCCAUGUCUGAUUGGGAGCAGGAAAAAGGUCCGGAGGAUCCGGACUGGUGGUUCUGCUGCUGCUGUUUUGCUGUUUUUCUCCUCUCCGCUCCACUCCAUCAGUGUCUGGUACUGUUCUCUUGGUUGGUGUUGCUUUGCUUUGGACCUCAGACAUCAUUUUCAUAUGACCUGAUAUAAUGUGACGUCCUGUUUAUGGCUGCUCAUCCUGUAAAUGGAUUUAUUUAUUUCCUGUUGAUGCUGUUUACACAAGGACAAACUGGGCUUUACUGGUUAAACUGGGAGCAGAGAAGAACCAUCGUCUGAAUGUCUGAAAUUAGACUGUGAUGUUCCUGUGAAUCAUUCACACUGAACCUCUGAACUUCCUGGUGCAGAUCCCACCAUCCCAUUGGUGAGUUUCCUUUCGAACUUUUAUUUUGAAAUGUAAACGGCUGCAGGAAACGUAGGAGACAAUCUGCCAUCUGACAUGACUGUAGAAGGACAGCCAGUCAGCAGUGUCCAUGUGGUCAUCCCUGUCUCGCUGUGGGAUGGAGUCUGUGUGAGAGGAACUGUGUGGGAAUAUGCAAUUUCUUAUGAAUCAAUGAGCAAAGAGCUGAAAGAUGUUUUUACUGAAGAUAAAUGUGACGCGUUUUGUACAAAUCUUUUCCUACAUCUGUGUUUUAGGAAUCAAACGCCUCUGUUCCCAUGUUUAGAUGUUUUAUUCUGAGCUUAUCUGGAUUUACAGGGUCAAAUAAAAAAAGCAUCCACACAGACUGAGGUCCUCCAGAACCUGUCGGAUGAAGGAGGCUUUGGGUCAACACCACAGAACGGAUGAGACAUUUCCUCAUCACACCUCAUCAUGCAUGCACUUUAUGGGAGCACGUUCCAGUAUCUUCAUGGCACAGGUCCAGUUUAUCACCACAAGGAAAACUCCGCCUCUCACUUGCUUAUAUGGCCAACUUCCUGAGCACAUAAACAAACCAUAACCUCCACGGUUUCUCCUUCAGUCUGGGAAGGUGGCUGAAGUUCUGCUUCUGUUCAUGAAACUAUGAGUUCAUUUUCUCAGCCCAGUUUGAUUCAGGAGGAACUAGGCUGGUUUCACAACAAACCAGUUUGACAAUAACAGAAGAAAAACCUUGAAAGUCUUCUUCAGAAGGUGAAUCCAGCCUGGUUCAUGCCCCAAGGUGAGAAAAAACAUGUUUCCAGGAUUAACACGAUCCAUGUGAAACAGUUCCAUCAUUCCCAGCAGGAAGGAACCUGAAUCAGUGUGUUGGACCACACUAUAAUCAUUACUGUCAUUCCAGAGUGGAGCUUGAUGGGUUUAAAAUGUUUCUGACAUUUUGGCAGAAGGAUCUCCUUCCAAAUAAAUUUAGAUCAGAAGUUCUAAAGCCUGAUAAAAGUCCUGAAUAAAAUUCCUCCCUCCUGUUUCUUGGAUCAUUUUGGGCUUUGAUCAAUGGACGAACAUCCCACUGACUGGAGGAGUUUUCCUUGAAGGAAACUGAUCUGGAGCUUCCUGCUGUAAACGCCUGCUUUGGUUUUUUCUAUCAUCAGUUUUCAUGGAGAACGGUGGAGUUAAAGCACAAUUUAAAGAUGUGAACUGUAACACUAACAUGCCUGAAUGAAGAACCUCAUCUUAAAAUGAUCUGAAAACGUUUUUUAUAUGUUUGAUUUCUUUCUUUGUGUCAAACUUUCAGAAGCUUUUUUCUUACCAAACAGCAUGACUUCCUGCUGACACCUUCAAGGUCACCAGUUUUUGUGGGACGUUUCUGUUGAAUUGUGGAGUUUGUACAGUUUCUAUCAUGUUGGUGUUGCCAUCUGUUGCUCUGAAUAAAUCUUGUGUUGCAACACC
Girardinichthys multiradiatus is the source of this 6126-nucleotide messenger RNA. It is a transcript of the gene myt1la, whose product is annotated as myelin transcription factor 1-like, a. Gene Ontology annotation, cellular component: nucleus. NCBI's taxonomy places the organism in Eukaryota, Metazoa, Chordata, Actinopteri, Cyprinodontiformes, Goodeidae. Gene Ontology annotation, molecular function: zinc ion binding; DNA-binding transcription factor activity, RNA polymerase II-specific; RNA polymerase II cis-regulatory region sequence-specific DNA binding. The transcript is spliced from 25 exons. Gene Ontology annotation, biological process: regulation of transcription by RNA polymerase II. Bases 542 to 4312 code for a protein of 1256 amino acids. The record is from RefSeq and is a predicted model, not a curated record.